AUGCCCGAUAUUAAAGCUUCUCCCCCAACAGUCGUGGCCGUGGGGUCGGUGCCUGUGGUGCUUGGCGCCCUGGGCUUCACUGGGGCCGGAAUCGCGGCCUCCUCCGUAGCCGCCAAGAUCAUGUCCGCAGCGGCCAUCGCCAACGGAGGCGCAGUUCCUGCAGGCAGCCUGGUGUCUGUCCUGCAGUCAGUGGGGGCUGCCGGACUAUCCACAUCUUCCAACAUUCUCCUGGGCUCCGUGGGGUCAGCUUUUGGGGCCUGGCUAGGGGGUUCCAAAAAGGACUCCCCUCCACCUCCCCCAGGUGAACCCACAGGGGAAGAAGGGGACCCAUCUCCGGGAGAAAAUGUACCCAAAGCUGAACCUGUAAAACCCCCACUCAGGUCAGAGAAACAUGAAAAAUAA
Messenger RNA from Orycteropus afer afer, 402 nucleotides. Its product is annotated as interferon alpha-inducible protein 27-like protein 2. NCBI's taxonomy places the organism in Eukaryota, Metazoa, Chordata, Mammalia, Tubulidentata, Orycteropodidae. Gene Ontology annotation, biological process: apoptotic signaling pathway. The record is from RefSeq and is a predicted model, not a curated record. Gene Ontology annotation, cellular component: mitochondrion; membrane.